This is a messenger RNA of Microdochium trichocladiopsis, 1038 nucleotides long. Its product is annotated as S-adenosyl-L-methionine-dependent methyltransferase. NCBI's taxonomy places the organism in Eukaryota, Fungi, Ascomycota, Sordariomycetes, Xylariales, Microdochiaceae. The record is from RefSeq and is a predicted model, not a curated record. The transcript has 7 exons. Gene Ontology annotation, molecular function: methyltransferase activity. The coding region runs from base 1 to 1023 and encodes 340 amino acids.
AUGGGUGCCUCAAAAGCAUCUGCCAAUGUUCCAGGUGAUCCUGCCCAAGUUGCCUCGCCCCCCAAGGACGAACUGACGACAGAGGGCCAGCACGCUGCCAGCCAGCCUGAGCCGCCCACGCCUCCACUCGCCGAGGUGGAGGAAGAAUACGGGAAUGACUCCGCCUACGCCGAAUCCAUCACCAACUCGACAGCCUCGCUUUCCGCCAGCAUUCUCGAGUGCCGCACUUUGCAUGGCCGUACAUACCACAGUGGACGGGGCGAGGGGCAGUCAUGUCACCACAGUUCAACACUGAUGCAAGACGGAAAGCUAUAUCUGGCUGAUCUCAGGGACACUGUUGAGAAAGUACUCGACGUCGGUUGCGGAACAGAACAACAUCCCGAGUCCGAAGUCAUCGGCCUGGACAUUUCACCGCAACAGCCACACUGGAUUCCUGUCAAUUUGAAAUUCGAGGUAGAUGACAUCACACAGCCGUGGACCUAUGACCCAAACACAUUCGACUACAUCCACAUGCGCUGGCUGGUGGGCUCGAUAACAGACUGGACCCUUCUCUACAAAGAGAUCUUCACGGCCCUCAAGCCAGGCGGCAUCUUCGAACACAAAGAGUCGUCCUGUGACAUUCGGAGCGACAACGGCACCGUCGGCCGGGAUACUGCGCUUGCGCUGUGGGGUACGGUGUUUUUGGAAGCUGGGGUGAAGGUCAAACGCACGUUUGCUGUAGUCGAGGACGACAUUCAAGUGAAAGCGAUGGAGGCUGCGGUAUUUGUAGAUGUCCAGGUCACCAACAUGAGGGUGCCGAUUGGUGGUUGGCCCUCUGACGAGAAGGAUAAGACCAUCGGCAAGUAUGCCCAGCUGGCUGUCCAGAGAGAUGUUGAAGGCUUCGUGACCUUCAUGUGGAGCUCUGUGAUGGGUUGGUCUAAGGAGGAGAUUGCGGUGUACGCUGCGCACCUACGAGGAGAGCUCAACUCCGGCAAGUUCCACGCUUGGUGCCCCAUGAAAGUUGUCAUCGGCAGGAAACCUUGAGCGACGAGACUGGGU